Messenger RNA from Conger conger (European conger), 2978 nucleotides. RefSeq names its product solute carrier family 49 member 3 (gene slc49a3). Bases 294 to 1724 code for a protein of 476 amino acids. The transcript has 10 exons. Gene Ontology annotation, cellular component: membrane. Gene Ontology annotation, biological process: transmembrane transport. Lineage: Eukaryota; Metazoa; Chordata; Actinopteri; Anguilliformes; Congridae. The record is from RefSeq and is a predicted model, not a curated record. Gene Ontology annotation, molecular function: transmembrane transporter activity.
GAAUAAUUCCGCUUGGCGAUACAAAGAGGCGUUUUUCCAUUGUCACACGACAGGAGCGACGCUAUGCGCUCCAUUCAAUACGCGAAGGCUGACGGAGUUGCUUCCUGUCCUAUAUUGAAGUCGGUCGAGCCUUACAUAUGGAAAUCAGAAAGCCUUACGAUUUAACUUUGCCAAUGGAGUAAACGUCAUGAGAUGUCACUAAAGAACUAGACAGACGCAAUGGAACAACAAUCUUUACAAUAAUUUUUACAACAAAAAAAACCCACAUUUUUUUAUAUCGCGAAUGUCCAGGAAUGGAAAUUAAUGGGGAUCUCGGCUCCGAAGAAGUUGAUUUCAUUUCUGAGCCCAACCUUGAAACGAGGAAACUUAUGGGAGGCUUCAAAGUGUAUAAGAGGAGGUGGUUCAUUUUGUCGGUUGUCUGCAUGCUGAAUUCUUCGAAUGCAGUGCUAUGGCUGAGUUUUGCUCCAGUGGCAGAUCAGACGGCCAGGUAUCUUCGGGCCUCCAUGGACCAGGUUAACUGGCUGUCCCUGGUCUACAUGGUGGUGGCUGUGCCCUUUUGUUUUGUCACCACGUGGAUGUUGGACACCCUGGGACUCCGGAUCUCGCUGAUCCUGGGGUCCUGGCUCAACAUGGUGGGGAGCGGCCUACGUUUCCUCAGCAUCUUGAGCAGCCUGCCGCCGUCUGUGCGCUACUUCCCCCUGCUGAUGGGAGGCCAGACGCUGUGCGCCCUGGCGCAGACCUUCAUCAUCUUUUCCCCCACCAAGCUGGCUGCGCUCUGGUUCCCCCAGCACCAGAGGGCCACCGCCAAUAUGAUCGCCUCCAUGUCAAACCCGAUUGGAAUUCUCUUGGCAAACCUCUUCUCUCCGAUGAUCGUCGGACAGGACAUGAACAUUCCUCUGAUGUUGGGGAUCUACACCAUCCCACCAGUUGUAGCCUGUAUCCUAGCAACACUGGGGAUCCGUGAGAGUGUUCCGCCGUGUCCUCCCUCCGCCAGCGCGGAGAGCUCAAACUCAGAGCCGUUUCUGCAGGGCAUCAAGCUGCUGUUGAUGAACAGAGCAUAUAUGAUUCUCCUGCUGUGUGUAGGAGCCGGAAUAGCCCUGUUCACCUGCUUCUCUACCGUGCUGGAGCAGAUCCUCUGUGUUAAAGGAUACAGUGACGGCUUUGCAGGGAUUUGCGGAGCACUCUUCAUCCUGUUUGGGGUGAUUGGUGCCGCCUUUCUGGGGUUCUACGUUGACCGGACCAAGAAGUUCAUCGAGGCCACCAAGAUAUGCAUGUCCCUAUGUUCGUUGGCCUGCAUCGCCCUGGCAGUGGUGUCUCAGCUAAGCGACCAGAAAGCCGCGGUGGCCAGCCUGUGCUCGCUCUUUGGAUUUUUCGGGUUUGCGAUGUACCCCGUCGCCAUGGAGCUGUCAGUGGAGAGUUCUUAUCCCGUGGGAGAGGCAUCUUCCUCCGGCUUCCUCUUCAUCUCUGGGCAGAUCCAAUCCAUUGUCUACAUGGUGAUUCUCCAGGCGCUUACGCAGCCAAUAGCAGACUCCCCUGUCUCCACGUGUGCUGCUGAAGGAGGCGUGUCCUUGAGCUGGAGAGUGCCAGUGCUGGUGAUGGCCGGUCUUCUCAGCGCAGGAACUUGCGGCUUUGUGCUUUUCUUCCACACCAAGUACCGGAGGCUGGAGGCCGAGGCUGAUGCCGUCAUCGGCAUCAGGGACCGUGACCGUAACGGUCUCUCCUGAGCACAUUGCUAAACCUACUCAUGUUCUCCCGCAUUAUCCUUAAGGGAUUUAUGCAUUUUUUAGCCUCCCUCAGGAAAGUAAGCAUAUUGUCUAAUGACCCCUGUGCUGCUAAUCGCCCUCUGACUGCACCAGUUAACUUCUGAUGCAUGUUAGGCCAGUCCAGCGUCCCAGGUUCUCCAAGGUGUCCUGAGGCUGUUAGGACAAUCAGCUAAUCCAGAGCCCUUUCAAUGCAAAAAAGUAUGCCUCAACAAGUGUUUUAGUCUUAUAAUGAAACUUUAAGACUUCAAAUCUUACUUGUGAGAUUUCCUUACCCCAUUGGCAAAUCUGGCAAAUUAGUAACUUUUUCACCCCAUUGGAAAUAUUUUUUGUCUUAUUUAGCAAAAACAAAAGAAAAGAAAUAAGGUUUUAUAAGACUUAAAUACUUGUUAAGAUUGACUUUUUUGCAGUGUUGGAAACCCUGAGAGAAAGUCAAUACUGAGAGAACUGCUCUCUGUAAAAAGCAUAGCCACCAGUGUCUUUGAGCCAGGCAACCAUUUCGCCUCAGACCUUUCGCCUGGGCGUGUUCAUCUACCUCAAUACGGGCAGCCCGUGCCUUCAAUAAGCCCAUGUCAUGAGUGGCGUAACUUUUUAAAAUCAAGAUAUUUAUGAAAUGAGGUACUAGUUUUGACUAUUGAACUAAAACUGUUUCAUUGAACAUUUUUAUCACUGCUAGCCCAAUAACAUGGACAAGUUCCUCUGUGCUUGGAAGGCAAUGCCCUUCACGUGCAGUGACGGCUAUUAAUUUGUUGCCGAAUGUCAAUUUUGAGGCUGUUUCUCAGAAUUUAUUUUUUAAUUGUAUUUUCUAAAAACUAAAAGGCAAAAUCAUUUAGGUAUAAACAAUUAGUAGGCAUACUUGGAAUUUUAUCAAAUUUGAUCAAUUUUGUAUGAGUUUUUAAUCUUCUGACUAAAAUUUUUAAUCUUCUCAUUAACUAGCUACUCAAAAUAUAACAUUUUCUUAUUUGCAUCCAUUUUACAUUUAAAGCCAGAACAUUUGUUCAAAAUUGUUGCUUUUGGAAAAUAGAUUAGAAAUGACAAGGUUGAAAAAAUGCUAGGAACCAAACAAAAAAGUAUGAACUUGAUUCAUUCCAGAGUUGUCAUCGUUUCCCCCAUAUUGUCAUCCCUUCCUUCCAUGUACACAACCGUGCUUUAAAUUGUUUUGUUUUAGAAUUUUAAUGAAUUUAUGAUAUUAUUUGUUUAAUAAAAGUGCUUUUUCAA